Molecule: messenger RNA, 4258 nt
Organism: Syngnathus acus (greater pipefish)
Lineage: Eukaryota; Metazoa; Chordata; Actinopteri; Syngnathiformes; Syngnathidae
Gene: ctdspl2b
Product: CTD (carboxy-terminal domain, RNA polymerase II, polypeptide A) small phosphatase like 2b
Exons: 13
Coding region: 223-1629 (468 amino acids)
Molecular function (GO): phosphoprotein phosphatase activity
Source: RefSeq, a predicted model, not a curated record
UUUACCUCGCAGAGCCUGAGCAGAGGCGGGAAAUGGCGCCUGGUAACAACGGUGUGUCAUUUCAGAAACGGCCAUUGAGUAGAUAAGAAAUCCACACUACACGAAAACAAGUCAGUCGCUAUGAUGGCAUUCGGGUCGUGAGCGGUUCUUUCGAAAAAUCAAGCAACGCCUCAAAAAAGUGGUUUUCUUUCUGAAGCAGCUUUACAUGUGACUCUGACAACGAUGAGGCUGAGAAUGCGUAAGGCGUCUCAGCAGCCGAUCCCCAGUCUGGCUCCUCGCCCGUCUCGGAGCAAGCGAAGGCAUUCAGAGGUGGAAGAGGAUACGCCUACCAGUGGUGGCAGGGGCUUGUUCUCAACUAUCAAACAGUUCAUCAGAGGAAAUGUUAAGGUGCAGCAGGAGAGCCCAGCCAAGAAGGCUCGCCUCCACUGCGAUGCGGACAACAACCUGAUCACCUCAACUCCAGACACGAACACUUCCCUUAGGGUUGACAGAAAAGGUUCUGUCAACGGAUCAGUGACCAAUCAUGACAGGAGUAAGGAGAAGCCCAAUGGCAGUCUGGAGGAGACAACUGCUGCUGAAGUGCCCACAAGCCCUCCCAGGACAACUCUUCUUGGGACCAUCUUCUCUCCUGUUUUCAACUUCUUCUCAGCAGCUAAAAAUGUCCCAACGGGAUCUGACUCUCCAGACCAGGCAUUGGAAGCUGAGGAAAUAGUCAAGCAGCUGGAAAUGGAACAAAGUGUAGAAACGCCCACCAGAACAGCGGCAUCGACACAGGAACAAUGCACCACCACUAACAUCUACUCAAGUGUAUCCCAGCUGCCAAUUCUGCGACCUCCUCACAUCCCUGCUGGAUACCACACAGCAGAGCAGGGAGAGACUGAUGACCUUCCACCCCUCACUGCUCCAGGCUCCAGUCCAGAUCUGACAUACAUGAACCCUCCUGCUACUGCAGUACCACCAGAAGCAUCCUAUGAUGAAGACUGGGAAGUCUUUGACCCGUAUUUCUUCAUCAAGCAUGUUCCUCCAUUAACAGAAGAGCAGCUCACUCGGAAACCAGCCCUUCCUUUGAAGACCCGUAGCACACCGGAAUUCUCUCUGGUCCUUGAUCUGGAUGAAACGCUGGUCCACUGCAGUUUAAAUGAGCUGGAGGAUGCCGCCCUCACCUUCCCUGUACUCUUUCAAGAUGUCAUUUACCAGGUAUAUGUGCGCUUGAGACCUUUUUUUAGAGAGUUUUUGGAACGCAUGUCACAAAUCUAUGAGAUCAUCCUUUUUACGGCAUCUAAAAAGGUUUAUGCGGACAAACUGCUCAACAUCUUAGACCCCAAGAAGCAAUUAGUGAGACACAGGUUGUUUCGGGAGCAUUGUGUCUGUGUCCAGGGAAACUACAUCAAGGAUCUCAACAUUCUUGGCAGAGAUCUAUCAAAGACCAUCAUCAUUGAUAAUUCACCGCAAGCCUUUGCAUAUCAGUUGUCCAAUGGAAUUCCUAUUGAGAGCUGGUUCAUGGACAAGAAUGACAACGAGCUGCUGAAGUUGGUGCCCUUCCUUGAGAAGCUGGUUGAGAUGGACGAGGAUGUGCGGCCACAUGUACGGGAGAGAUUUCGUCUUCAUGACAUGUUGCCCCCUGAUUGAACUGCACUGUCUCAUCUCAGAUGGGGCUUAACAAGAAAGGACUGAAAUCCAUGUGUGUAAAAAGCCGCUUAAAACAAAAUUAUCGACGCUUCAUUUUUUGUUUUUUUAAACCUACUUCAAAAAACACUAUCUGUUCAGAAGAAAAAUUGUUUUUAAAAUAACUGGAUGAAAUUUUCUUAACGUACACAUGCAACAAGACACUUAGAACUCUGAGUCGGUCCAUUUUUUGACGGACUCUUCAGCUGUGGAGUGGGCUAUCAUCUCCACAUUUUUUCAAGGUUUUGGUGCUUUCUCUGUGGUUCUCAAAAACCGCCUGUUAAGAGGAACUCAAACCUGAGGCGUUGAACCCAAACCACCCAUCCCCUGGUGCUGAAGCUAUCGACACUCCAGUCUACACAGGAAAGACUGGCCUGUAAAUCAAUCUGCAUUUGUGUUUACUUUUUGCCACACUCACACCAAGUCUGUUAUCUAGUGGUUGGCAAAUUUUGUAGCCUGUUCAAUCUGAUGCAUUCCGCUGUAGGUAAACCAAGGUUGUAUUGUUCUAUUUGUUUUGGUAAACCAAUGUCUUUUAGUUUGUAAUUUGUGCUUCACCUUUGAAGUGUUUUGAAAGGAGGCACGAAAAUGUUAACGAUAAAUGUAAGAAUUUUUUAUUUUUUUUUUUAAAAGAAUGUCAGCACAUUUUUCUUCUCUGAGGCUUAAAGGUUUUAUCUUCUUCACUGUAGACACAGCAGAGCGCUUUUAGGAAAUUUGGUAGAACCCAUUGCGUUGCAUAAGGCUUGAGGGCAUUCAUGUUGGAAGUGAUGUGUCAAGUUAAUGUUGCAGUAUUUGAUUUGUCAAUCAGUGUUGUCCUUUACUUGUAAUCUAGUAUUCUGUCUUAAUCACAGACUGUGUCUUUCAGUUGUGAAGUGAAAUUUGAUGGCUAUCAAUAGCAUAUUGACAAUGUAGCGCGGCCAGUGUCUCUCGACGUGCGGUCAAAACCUCGAACCAGCCAAUAUGGCACCAGCAACAUAUUUUCUCUCGGUCAGUCUCAGUGAGCACCUUUUAUGUAUGCUUGUACAAGGAAAUGAUUUUUGUUGAACUUUUUUUUUUUUUGCUCAUGAGACAGAACAAAUGUGCAUCAUAGCGGUGAUUUGCUUAAUCCAACUUCUUGUCAAUGUAUCGUGAUAACUGGGCAAUGUUUUGUUUAAGGUUUGUAUCGAAGUGCUUUUAUAUUUUUACUGGCACAAAUUGACAGCUUUGGUCUGGGUUGCUACAUCGUGCCAUACGAUUCAUUUCUCAGCUUGUAGCAUUUUUCAGUGUUCACGCUCUUAAUGGUUAGACAAAAAAAAAAAAGACAAUCAGACCGCAGAGCACCAGGCAUUCCCGCACGUUUGUGCACUUGCAUUUAUUUGUGUCCAGUGUGUUAGAUUAGCCAGAUGAAUCUUGCUCUGCUCUGGCCAAACUCCAAAUUCCCGCUGUUGCAGGCAGGCAGAUAUCAGAGGUGGUUGCCAUCUGUUCAGCACCUGGCCCUUAUUGCCUUUUGCGUCGUAUGUUUUUUGCGCUCCAGGAAUUCGAUUGUGCUUGUGUUUCUUGUACAAUUUAGGCAAGCUAGGCAGCUGCCUAGGGUGGCAAAAUCAUGGAAAAAUUCCGCCCUAGCAUUUUUUUCCCGCCCAUUCCAGCGCUCUCACUCCCCCACCCAAGGUCAAAAACAUUUAGGGGGCGGCAAAAAGAUAAUUUUGAAAUUGCUGGGGGCGGGGGCACUAUUUUUGGGAGUUGCUUAGGCUGACAAAUAAUCUGACAAAUCGUGCAGGGCACAAUGAGGUAUACUUGUACUGAUGAGUGGACAUCUAGACACUGAAUGUAAAUUGUGCAAGGGUGGAAGUCGCAGGUGUCUUUACAAAUCCUCAAGUUUUAGAACAACUAGAUGGAAGCAUUGGAGCGUGAAGUGAAGGUUUGAACAAUGCGAAAAAGAACACUCACUUUGAGCUGCCGCCCCGGUGCCCACAUCUCCCACCAAUUGUUUAAGCCAACUUUUUGUAUGCAAGCCUCACUGAGAGAUUGUGUGACGGUUGUGAGUUUGAAUGGUUCUCACGGCUGUUUCUGAAGGAACUCGGAGAGGCAUUUAAUGCGCGUCAUCCAGCUCCUUUUAAUGUGCAUUACAAGUUUAUUGUACACUUGGUGUGGUAUAAUACAUCCAGCCUGGUGUUUUUUAUCCUUAAAGUAAGGAAACAUAUUUUGUAUCUUGGAUUUUAAAAAGGCAUGUUUAUUAUAUCAGCUUUUAAACUGUAUUGAUUAACUUCAGAUGGAGUGUUUUAUUUUCUCUUGAAAAUAUUUGUUUAGUUUAGCCCAAUGUCACUAAACUGUUAAGCUUAGCAUGUAGAGGAUACAGUUUGGUUUGUGGCAGAAGUCCUGAGUUAAAUUUUAGUCAAGGCACUUUCCUGCUAAAAGUAAAGUCUUUCUGAAAAGUAAUAAUCCCCCCCACCCGUAUCCUUCAAUCUCAUGUUAUGCUACUUUACUUGUAAGAAUUAUUUGUGCAGAAGAUGUAUUUAAAUGUUUAAGACAUCUUUGUUAGCCGCUAGGCUAUGUACUAUUGUAAAGUGUAUAUACAGUUACAUUGAAUUUCUGAAACAAAGUUUUAAAGUUAAAAGCC